CUGACGUGGCGAACCGCUGUAUAGCGCUGCGCUUUCCAAACGGAGAAGGGUUCCCCGCCCCUCAGGAAUCUCGGGGCUGAAGUAAAAGUUUGCAAUCUGGGAGCUGGCGUCUUUUCCUCAAGAUUUGUGCAGGAGUUUUGUAUUCAUGAAUAUGUCUGAAAUCAAGCAAAGGAGAAAAACUGAUAUUUCAGCCAAACCAAAUGAAGAUCAACAAAAAGUGGACAAACAGUCGUGGUUGGGGUGUACCCGGACAUCUUUCUGGAUGGAAGCAGGAGUAGCAGCAAGCUGCCUAUCCGUUAUGGCCUGUGUUGGCUUAACAUGGUUCCUUAUUCAACAGUCAGCUCAGCUUGCUACUGUAGAGGAAAAGUACCAUUUAUUGAAGCAAGAAGCUGAGAAGUUUCAGGACAUGGAAAAUAAAGUUAAACUUAUGUCCACAAAGCUUGAAUCAUCUUUGCAAGUCCUGCAAGAGGCCUCUACAUCUGUCUCUGUUCUGACCAAGCUUGAGCAGGAGGUAGCUGGCCUCCGGAACAUCAUACCUGACAUUCUAAACAGUGAGCAGAAAGUUUCUAAAAAGGUGCAGAGUGUGAAUGAAAGAUUUCAGAAUGUAGUAGUCUCCUGGAAAAGAAGCCUGAAUGAAAUGGAUACAAAUACUAGUAGUUUGAGAUCAGAAGCCAAGUUUUUACAUAAUGAAGUAACCACUCAAAUCAACGCAGUAGACUCAAGAAUAAAAACCCUUUCUGAAAAGUUAGCAGAUUUGGAAGACAGUACAAUAAGAAAUGUCAAAGUGUUAAAUAGGCAGGAAGAAAAUGAUUUAUCUAAAAUUGAACAGCAGUUGCAAGUUGAUGCAGAAUCCACUAAAGAAAUAGAAGAAAAGCAGAAUACUUUAGCCAGAAAUAAGUACUUGAGACAAAAGCUUGCAGCGCAUGAACUCAAAGUGGAAGAAUGCAAGGCGCAUUUGCCCCUAAUAGAAACUGCUAUUCAUUCAGUGAUUCAAGUAUCAGGUUAUCUGAUGGAUAUAGGGAAGAAGGUGGAAGACAUGGGUGUGAAGGUGUUUGACGCAGAAGACAAAAUGGUAACAGCCCGACUUGAAAUAAUGAACAUACAAAAAGAUCUUGAAAAUAUCCAGGAUAAGAACAGUAGAUUAAAAUUGCAGAAGGAUGCAUGUUCUAAAAGUUAACAACUUUACAGAAUCUAAAACAGAGACAACAAAAGAACAUUAUUUAGUAAACUGCCAACCUGGGAAUGAUAUGAAGCAAUUUGAGUCCCCAUGACCAAUUUGUUCAUUUCAGCUAUGGAACACUAAAGGUAUCUGACUGGGUGUCUCGCUGCACAAAAGGAAUAAUGCUUUAAAUGCAUGCAUAUAUUUGUAAAUCUAAGAAAUACAGAUUAAAAAACCAUCAAGGAAUUUUAAAUUUUGAUAUUUAGUUAUUCAGUUUGAUUUAUAUUUAUAUUGUAUUUGUUUUCUGGAUGUGUUUUGUAUAGUAUAAUUUACUCUCUUUUGACAUUCCAUUGUGGUUUUUUUCCUAAAUUCUAUUAUUAAUUUGUUGAGCUGUCACUGUAGUUUCUUUAGAUGAAGUUGUUUGCUUCUUUUAUGCCAUGGAUGUGUUAGGAGAAACAAAUCUGAAACAAUUCUUUAAAGAAAAUGUUCAUUCAACAGUUAAUACAAUACAAGUGUAACCAGAAAAUGAUCCUGUAGUAAUCUUAGAGGUCUCUUUUUAUGAAAUAGAAUUUCAGGAAGUAAAGGGCAGUUGUAUAACAAUGGAUAGUGCUCAGUCUUCAAAAUUACUUGCCAGGAUGCCAAAGGAUGCUCUACUGUGGCUAAUUUUGCAAAUUUAAGCCCACUGUAUGCUCCUUCCUCUAAAAGGGCUGUGUACACAAAAGGGAUGUGUUGGAUCUAGGGAAGGAGGCAGCAAGAGAAAACUUUCAUACCUGGAAUUUUUCAGCUUUGGGGAUGACAUUUUGUAUAGCAUAUUGUCAGGAGGAAUGGUUGUUCCUUGUUUAAAUUGUGAAUAAGCAGUGGGGGCUUACAUAAGUGUAAACAAGCAUCUAAAAUGAGCUACAAUUUUAGGCAUACUUUUCUGGAAGCAAGGUCCACUGUGGUUCAGUGAUACUAGACACAGUGUGUAACAGACUUCUCUCUGUGAUACACCUCUGAAGAUGCCAGCCACAGAUGCAGGUGAAAUGUUAGGAACAAGAUCUACCAGACCAUGGCCACACAGCCCGGAAAACCCACAACUUCUAAAUACAGUCCAACUCCUGCUGUGUAUAAAAAAAGAGAAGAAAAUACAAGUAAAAAUAAUUUAUUUUACACAGUGUAAAAUGUAUUAACACAGUGUAAGGCCUAAUUCUUGUUAUGAUAGAAUUAGACUUCAUAGCUACCUAGUAUUCAGUAACUUGGUUAUCAGGCCCAGCCACUAUUUGUGAUCAACUGGUGCUACUACUAUGUCUUCUCCCUUGCCAGCCUUUCAUUGUCUCCUGCCAGGAGCCACAGUAGCAAAGUCUCCCUUCUACUCUUUCCUUCUAUAAUAAUUGUGAAAUUCUUAUCACCCACUGUCUUAAAAUAAUUCUUCACAAUUACAUCCCUCCUAUUCUUAAUAAUAAUGUGAAUCAACUCAGGCAAAAGGACGACUUGCCUUUUUUAAUGAAUGCCAGCUACAGGAAAGAAGGCGACACAGUAGUUCUUGUACCUGGGAGGUCCAGAUUCAAAUACCCACUUUGCCAUGGAAGCUUGGUGGGUAGCCUUUGGCCAGUCACUCUCAGACUAACCUUCCUCACAGAUACUUUGUGAGGAUAACAUGAAGAGAAUUCUGCGUUACUUAGAGCUCCUCUUUAGAGAUUAAAAAACAACACAUUUUUAUUUCACAUUUUUUCUGAUCAGGAACCCAAAGCUGCUUUUCAUUGUUCUCCUCUCUCCCCAUUUAAUCCUAACGACCACUUUGUGAGGGUAGGUUAGGCUGGGAAAUUAUUGCAAUGGGCCCAAUGUUGAGGUGAGUCAUAACUCAGUGGUAGAGCAUGGUAUGCAGGAUGUCCAGGUUCAAUUCCUGGCAUCUUCAGUUAAAAGGAUUUGGUAAUUGGUGAUGUGCAAGACUUCCAACCCAGGACUCUGGACAGCCACUGCCAGUCUCAGUAGACAAUGGACCACUUGGUGGACCAAGUCUGAUUCAGAAGAAGGUAGGCUCAUGUAUGUUCGGGGGGGGGGGGGUCCAUGGAAGUGCAGGGAUAUUAAUCCAGUUAUUUCCCAUGUAAGCCAAUAGUAGUUCAAAUUCAUUACCAGUUUUUUUAAAGAACUAUUGCUUGAUUUGUAGCAGUUGUUCGAGCUGUUUUGUGCUUGGCACAACCUACUCCACAUAGCUAUACGAAAUUUGUGCUCAGACUUCACAGUUUAUCAUAUCUUGAAACCAGGCUCACAGACACUUUUUCUGGACUAUGUAACCUGAAGAAUUUUCUGGGAACUUGCUCACUAUUUUGUAACACAUUUUCAAUAAAAAUGUACAGCACUAGCACUGCUUUAGAACGUCUUACCAAAAUUGUACAAGAAGUGACUGGGGUGGGGGAGUCAUCUCUUAUACUGCCUAAUUGUCUUUUGCAGAGAUCAGGCUUUUAAAAUACCAGAUAUUUAUCUCAUUUUACUGAAACAGCUAACAUUAAAAACUGCAUUUUGAAAGGUU
Molecule: messenger RNA, 3668 nt
Organism: Sphaerodactylus townsendi
Lineage: Eukaryota; Metazoa; Chordata; Lepidosauria; Squamata; Sphaerodactylidae
Gene: IKBIP
Product: IKBKB interacting protein
Exons: 4
Coding region: 146-1177 (343 amino acids)
Source: RefSeq, a predicted model, not a curated record